Molecule: messenger RNA, 976 nt
Organism: Epinephelus moara (kelp grouper)
Lineage: Eukaryota; Metazoa; Chordata; Actinopteri; Perciformes; Serranidae
Product: troponin I, fast skeletal muscle-like
Exons: 7
Coding region: 171-689 (172 amino acids)
Biological process (GO): muscle contraction
Cellular component (GO): troponin complex
Source: RefSeq, a predicted model, not a curated record
CUGUUUAGGACUUGGCAGCGUCUCCCCCUCUUCUUCUUCCUCCUCCUCCUCGUCACGUUCAGUAGGUGAGAGUCUCUGCAGCUCGGCUUCGUUUUCACUCCGGUAGGAGACAAUACAGAGAGCCGCGCUGAGGUCUGGUCGACAGGGUGUGAAGAUCACAAACCGCCAACAUGUCUGAGGGAAAGAAAAUGACGUCCAGCCGCAGGCAUCAUCUGAAGAGUCUGAUGCUGCAGAUCGCCGCCAACUGGAUCGAGCAGGAGAAGAAGGACAUUGCGGCGGCUAAGGAGGCCUACAUGGCCGAGAACUGUCCCGCCCCCGACGCCAACGGAGACCAGGCCGCCCUCAUGGAACUCUGUAAAAAGAUCCACCAGGCCAUCGACAAGGUGGAUGAGGCGAGGUACGACGCCGAGGCCAAAGUGCAGAAGGCCGACAAAGAGAUCGAGGAUCUGAAGAUGAAGGUGGUGGAGCUGGCCGGAGUGAAGAAACCCGCCCUGAAGAAAGUGCGUAUGUCUGCUGACGCCAUGCUGCAGGCUCUGCUGGGAGGAAAACACAAGGUGACCAUGGACCUGAGGGCCAACCUGAAGCAGGUCAAGAAGGAGGUCAAAGAGGAGUCGACAGAGGCGGUCGGCGACUGGCGUAAGAACAUUGAAGAUAAGGCUGACAGGAAGAAGAUGUUCGAGACCUCCUAAAAACCUGCCUGAAGUGGCGAGGAGCGACAGCAGGGGAGACGUCUCCGUCUGAGGUCUGAGUGACUGAAAGUGUCUGUGUUCCAGCAGGACUCACAAGGACAACACUUGAAACACUUUUUUGUUAUUGUAGGCUAUGUUUGUGAUACCGUCGUCCCCCCGAGACAGAGACUGAACUGAGACAAAGUAACGCCAACAUGUUCGCAGUUAAAACGUCUGACAGAAAAUCAUCAUUUCAAAAUGUACAGGUUUUCAUGGAGUCAUUAGAAAUAAACGUUUUGAAAUAAGGA